Messenger RNA from Penaeus monodon (black tiger shrimp), 571 nucleotides. Its product is annotated as PCNA-associated factor-like. Gene Ontology annotation, molecular function: chromatin binding. The transcript has 2 exons. The record is from RefSeq and is a predicted model, not a curated record. NCBI's taxonomy places the organism in Eukaryota, Metazoa, Arthropoda, Malacostraca, Decapoda, Penaeidae. Gene Ontology annotation, cellular component: nucleus. Gene Ontology annotation, biological process: regulation of cell cycle; translesion synthesis. The coding region runs from base 18 to 365 and encodes 115 amino acids.
UCCAGAAACAGACCAAAAUGGUGAGGACUCGAGCUGACGCUGGACCAACCAAGGUGUCUGCGGCCAAAGCACCAAGGAAGGUGUUGAGUGCCCCCAGUGGAGGUGCAGGAAGCUCCUUCUCAUCACCUGGAAGAGUCAGCGGCAAAGAGAAAUACUCUGGAGGUAACAGUUACAACCCACAGCCCACACCAGAAUGGCAGAAGGGAAUUGGGAGCUUCUUCAAAUGUAUUCCCAAACCCCAGGAAGGAGAAGGCAGCAGUAGCAGUUCCUCAGAAAGAAAGGAAACCAAGCCAGAAGCUGAGGCAGGGGAAGGUUCAUCAAAUUUCACCAAGAAUGGAAUGAUUUCAGAUGAGGAUGAUGAAUAAGUUCAGAACGAAAUCUCUAUGAUAAUUUCAAAUAGCUUAAGUUCUGUGUGUAAUAAGAACUUGAACAUUUGUCAUGAACAAACAUUGAUACACAAAUGUUUUAUGUUUUUAAGGAAGACACAUAAAUGACUGAUAAUUGUCCUUAAAAAAGACUGUUGGUCUAUAUAUUCACAUGAGCGCAAUCUCAGUUGUUCAUAAAAAAAAUA